This is a messenger RNA of Mycena citricolor, 337 nucleotides long. Lineage: Eukaryota; Fungi; Basidiomycota; Agaricomycetes; Agaricales; Mycenaceae. The record is from the annotation of a GenBank genome assembly.
ACGGCGCAUAGCGGCGAUCCCCAGACUGCACACCCGAAGUGUCCAGUCGCAGAGGGCAUUGUAGUCCAGGAUAUCUGGCGACGACUCUUGAUCCUGGUGAUCCACAUGGGUGGCGUUACAAAACUCAUUCACGAAGCUGUUCCAGCACUCGGAAAACUCUUGGGACCGAUAAUAAUUCGCCAACAGGAGCUCUGGCGUCGGAGCCGGAAGGGCAGCAUGGUCCGCCUGCGACAUGUCAUGAGACCCAUUUGAUCUACUUAGAACACUCUGAAUCCACGCACCAGAGUAUAAAUCCCAGGAACCGGAGCAUUUCUACGAGCAGUAUCAUCGAAUCGAC